AUUCGAACUUAAAAUCCCCCCGAUUUUCUACAAACUCUGCUAAUCUCCUCUUAUAUUACUCAAAAUCUUCUUUAUCCCCUCAAAAUGGCACCAAAGGCAGAGAAAAAACCCGCAGAUAAAAAACCAGCUGCCGAAAAAACCCCCGCCGCCGAGAAAUCAUCAAAGGCCGGCAAAAAGCUCCCGAAGGACGGCGCUGCUGCCGCCGGAGAUAAGAAGAAGAAGAGAUCAAAAAAGUCAAUUGAGACUUACAAGAUCUACAUUUUCAAGGUGCUGAAACAGGUUCACCCUGAUAUCGGAAUUUCAAGCAAAGCCAUGGGUAUCAUGAACAGUUUUAUUAAUGAUAUAUUUGAGAAGCUUGCUCAGGAAUCUUCUAGACUUGCUAGGUACAAUAAGAAGCCGACAAUUACUUCACGGGAAAUUCAGACUGCCGUCCGAUUGGUUCUUCCCGGUGAAUUGGCUAAGCAUGCUGUUUCUGAGGGUACUAAAGCUGUUACCAAAUUCACUAGCUCUUGAAAUUUGAUAGUUUUUUGCUGUUUUUUCCUUUUGGUUUCUGUUGCGUUUAUGAGGUCAAUUAGAGUCUGGUGAUGUAAAGAAGAAAAAAUGGUUAGUAUUUGGUGUAAUAUUUUACCGUUCUGUAUCUGUAACAAUUUUCCCAUGUGUUAAUGUGAAAUGUGAAAGUAAGGGAAACGGCAUUUACCAUUAUC
Messenger RNA from Nicotiana tabacum (common tobacco), 704 nucleotides. Its product is annotated as histone H2B-like. NCBI's taxonomy places the organism in Eukaryota, Viridiplantae, Streptophyta, Magnoliopsida, Solanales, Solanaceae. The record is from RefSeq and is a predicted model, not a curated record. Gene Ontology annotation, molecular function: protein heterodimerization activity; DNA binding; structural constituent of chromatin. Gene Ontology annotation, cellular component: nucleosome.